Molecule: messenger RNA, 1867 nt
Organism: Radiomyces spectabilis
Lineage: Eukaryota; Fungi; Mucoromycota; Mucoromycetes; Mucorales; Radiomycetaceae
Product: coth protein-domain-containing protein
Exons: 5
Coding region: 73-1752 (559 amino acids)
Source: RefSeq, a predicted model, not a curated record
GAAUAUAAAUAUGCAGCUUUAAUUUCCAUUCAAUCGUUUGCAUAUCUUUUUUUUUUCCUUCAUCUCCCACAGAUGUAUCGAUUAUCAAUUUUGGCGAGUUUGGUGGCGUUAGCUUACGGCCACAGCAUUACCUACAAUGUUAUUUCGGCCGGUCCCACCGAUUCCGUUGCGGUAGUGGUGGAUAAUGUCAAGUAUCCUCUUUCCCCCUCCUCCGUGGCACCUAUUCUGUAUACGGGUGAAGCGCCUGCUGCUACCAAGGGUUAUCAUUACGUCCGCUUGCACGGCAAUCAGGUUCAAGACCAAGAAUCGUUUACGAGAAAGCCCGUGAACGAGGAUACUACCAAUGAAUUCUAUAAUCGAACUUGGAAUAGCCGAGAAAUUCGCCAGUUCCCCAAAUUGCUGGAAGAUCUUCCUGUGUUCAAUCGAAUGGAAUCUCAGUUACAUGUGGUUGGAGAGAUUCCAACUUUUUAUUUCUCAGCCAAUCAAAAGCAAAUUGAUAAUUUGCAUGAGAACAGCAUUGCGGAGAAUGAAGUGCUGACAAAUUUGACGUAUAUUAGAAACAAUGAAGUUCACCAAAUCGAUGGGGUCGAAAUGCAACUAUCGGGCCGAAGCUCGAGAUGGUUUCCGAAACUUUCCUAUAGUCUGAAGCUUCCCAAAGAACAGGAUUUGUUUGGAUAUCGCCGACUCAAGUUGCGGGCCUUUGCUACCGAUCCAUCUUACAUCCGUGAACAGCUCGGAUAUGAAAUUCUGCGAUCGGUCGGUGUUCCCGCCUCUUACAGUUCAUUUGCCAGAGUCGUGGUCAACGAUCAACCUUUGGGAUUGUUUGGCCUAGUCGAAGCAUUCAAAAAUCCUUGGCUUAAGAAUGAAUUCGCCGGUGGCGAAAAGUAUGACCAAGGCAUUCUGUUCCAAGGCGGAGGGGCUUCAGUCAAGUCCAUGCUGAGUAAAGCUCCCGCUGAUCUUGUGUACCGUGGCGAAGAUGAAUCUCAAUACGUCAACUAUAAGAUCAAAGAAGAACCUGACGAAGGCGAAGGUGAAGCUGACCGAAGUCGCAUCGUUGAGUUUACGAAAUUCUUGCAAAAUGCUCCUAUCACUGGCUCGGAUGCAGUCGAAGAAUGGGAUCAACACGUUGAUACACAGACGGUCAUCAGAAACAUGGCGCUUGAAUACUUGCUUGGCUUCGUUGACGGAUACAUCACCAAUGCAGAUAAUUAUUAUCUCUACGAUGACCCAGAGAGCCAGCGUUUCAUCUACAUGUCCUCGGAUCUGGAUUUGUCCCUCGGAUCGUCUUUCAAGGUUCUGGACACCAUCUUUGUCAAUGACUAUGAGAAGUAUCCUGGUUUUAACUACACUAAUCGGCCGUUGCUCAAGUUGCUCAAGAUUCCUGAAGUCAAGAAGCAGUUCCAAGACUUGUUGGUCAAGGUGGCUCGUGAACUGAUGGUUCCCAACAAGAUCAAUCCUUACAUUGACGAGCUUGUCAAUUUGAUUCGUGAAGACGUUGACUGGGAUUGCACUCUUCCCCGUGUCAAUGCCAAUUUCGAUGUCUCUACGGUGUUCGACCCUCAACACCCCGACAAGGUGGACGGAGACGACUUGUUUGACGGAAGAGUUGCUGAAGACAUGUUUAACCGUGUCUUCCAUGACCACGUUCCAUUGCGUGCCGCUAUCAAUGGACCGACGGGCCAUAUCUCACUCACCUCCAUCAAGGAAUGGUUUGCCCGCCGCAGCAGUGGUGUGUUGCGUACUUAUGCUUAAUUGGAUGGAUUUCCUUUUUUUCAUCCCACGAGAAAAACCAAAAGAAAAAAAAAAGACCCCCAUCAUCUGUAUUUUCUACUUAAGUUAAAGAAUAAAAAAAUUAUGUAGCUUUUGA